Messenger RNA from Gracilinanus agilis (Agile Gracile Mouse Opossum), 2078 nucleotides. It is a transcript of the gene DCAF10, whose product is annotated as DDB1 and CUL4 associated factor 10. The annotation marks the transcript as partial. The transcript has 7 exons. Lineage: Eukaryota; Metazoa; Chordata; Mammalia; Didelphimorphia; Didelphidae. Gene Ontology annotation, cellular component: Cul4-RING E3 ubiquitin ligase complex. The record is from RefSeq and is a predicted model, not a curated record. Gene Ontology annotation, molecular function: protein binding.
UCCUCCAGCCCCCCCCGCGACCCCCGCGAGCCUCGCGACCCCCGAGAUCCUCGCACGCCCUUGCGGACCCUGCCCACUAGCCCGGUGGCGGCGGGGACCUCGGCGGCGGCGGCGGCGCGCGCUGAGGAGCUCGCGGCCGGGGCCAAGGGCGAGCCGAGCCCCCAGUCCCCGCGCGCCGCCGUCGUCCACCCUUCCCCCCCUGACUCCCCCACAGCCAACUCCACAGCCGCCGCCGUCGCUGCUUGCCCUUCCGCCUACACCUUCUUCACCAGUCGGCUCAACGCCGGCGCCUCCCACUCCCCCUCCCCGUCCCCCGAGCCCAGGCGUGGGGGGGCCGGGCCGACCGGGCGCCCCAUAGGCAUCCCGCUCUUUCGUUGGCUGAAGAGCCGCACCCUGGGCCGGGGGCUGUACGUGGACCCGGCCCGGGACAACUUCCGAACGAUGACUAGCUUGUACAGCUCCAUCCACCCGGCAGACUCGGUGUACCUCAGCACCCGCACCCACGGCGCCGUCUUCAACCUGGAGUACUCUCCUGACGGGUCAGUGUUGACAGUUGCUUGUGAACAGACCGAAGUUCUCCUUUUUGACCCUGUAUCUUCAAAGCACAUUAAAACGCUCUCUGAAGCUCAUGAGGACUGUGUAAAUAAUAUCAGGUUUCUGGAUAAUAGACUGUUUGCCACCUGCUCUGAUGACACUACAAUUGCUCUUUGGGAUCUGAGAAAAUUAAAUUCAAAAGUAUGUACUUUACAUGGUCACACUAGCUGGGUGAAGAACAUUGAAUAUGACACUAAUACAAGACUCUUAGUUACAUCAGGAUUCGAUGGAAAUGUCAUCAUUUGGGACACUAACAGGUGCACAGAAGAUGGAUGCCCACACAAGAAAUUCUUUCAUACACGUUUUCUAAUGCGGAUGAGGUUAACACCAGACUGUUCGAAAAUGCUGAUUUCAACCUCUUCUGGUUAUCUCCUGAUUUUACAUGAUCUUGACUUAACAAAAUCUCUAGAGGUUGGAAGCUAUCCAAUUUUGAGGGCAAGAAGAACUACAUCAAGUUCAGAUAUGGCUACUUCUCCAAGUUCAUCUGCUCCUAGACCUUCUGGUUCACCUUGUCAUCAAAGUGAUUCUAGUUCACUAUCUGAGAAAAAUGUGUCACGUUCCUCUCAACGAGAAGGUGUGUCACCUCGUAAUAGUCUUGAAGUUUUAACUCCAGAAGUUCCUGGUGAGAGGGACCGUGGUAAUUGUAUUACAUCACUGCAGCUACAUCCUAAAGGUUGGGCAACCCUUCUUCGGUGUUCUAGUAACACAGAUGAUCAGGAGUGGACCUGUGUCUAUGAAUUUCAAGAAGGGGCUCCAGUACGACCUGUCUCACCUCGUUGUUCUCUAAGAUUGACUCAUUAUAUUGAGGAAGCUAAUGUAGGCAGGGGGUACAUCAAAGAACUUUGUUUCAGCCCUGAUGGUCGAAUGAUUUCUUCCCCACAUGGCUAUGGGAUCCGCUUGUUGGGAUUUGACACCCAGUGCAAUGAACUUGUUGACUGCUUACCCCAAGAAGCUAGUCCCUUGCAGGAGAUUCGUUCUCUCUACUCUCACAAUGAUGUGGUUCUGACAACCAAGUUCUCUCCCACACAUUGUCAGAUUGCCUCAGGGUGCCUUAGUGGACGUGUUUCUUUGUAUCAGCCAAAGUUUUAGGCACAACUGACAUCAAAAAAGGAACUCUUCUGGUGUUCAACUUUUCGAUUACUUCAGUUUAGGUGAAGUAUUUCUUUAUAGAUCUUGUGUGUGUGGUUCAAGAUCCUUUUUCCUAGGGGUCCAUGAACAUCCCAACAAUGACAUAGGAGUACUCAGUCCAGCACUGGAUGUUUGAUACUGCAGUUCUAAGUCAGACUCUAUGCAUUGUCUUUCCUUUUCAGCAUUCCUCUGCUCCUGCUGAUCCUGUGCCAUUGUUUCUCUGGUUGUGUUGCACAGUAGCUCUUGUCAGGGUUUUUCUUUGGGUGUGACUCUGUAGACUUUGGGCAGGAUUUUUGGUUGGGGUAGAAGGAAACUGGUCCUAGUACUAAAUAAAACCUAGAAGUUUGAUGUUGGCA